AUGUCUGAUCUGAUCACAAGAGGAACUUGGAUCAAAUGGCUGUAUCAAGGACAACAUUCAAAACUCUGUUUGGAGUUCAUAGUGUCAUUCACGGACAGUCAUUUCUACCCAUCCUCACCUGCUCUAUACUGCACACCAGGAGCAUCUAUGAGCGAGAUUACCGCAGACAAGGACAAGCCACCUGACACCCACUGGCCCUGGCAAAAAAUACGUUUAGAUUUCUCUAAAGGUGUGGAUGGUAUUAAGAAGCAGUUUGGGCUGUUAAAGGAUGAAUUUGUCCAGUGCUGGACUGGGCCAGAGGGAAAGCCGUUAAUAGAGCACAUUCUGGAGCAAACCCGGGUCCAGUGGGAGUUCCGUGGACCCGAGAGUCUAAAUCAGUGGAUUGUGCCUAGUGCCCGACCGAUAUAUCGGUCGGCCGAUAUUAGUCUUUCACCGAUAUAUCGUUAUCGGCGUAUUUGUUUACUGAUAUGCGCAUAUAUGAAAACUUUUAGGGGCAAUAACAUGCGUAUCCGUGGGGAUGGAAGACCAUGGAUGGUAAACAUUUCAGCCGAGACCUCCUUUUCUCAUCAGAGUGAUGACAUUUACAGUUACUUUCUCUACACCAGAGGUGGACCUUACUGGCAGGAUGUCAAGAUUCCAUUCACUAAGUUUUUUCUUUCUAGCCAGGGAAGAAUACAAGAUGAUCAGCAUGUCCUCUGGUUAGAGAAGGUAAACAGUAUUGGUUUUACAUUUGGGGACAAAGCUGAUGGCCCAUUUCAGCUUGAAAUUGACAUCACUGCGCUGUGUAACGACCACACCCACACAGGGGAGUUUGCAUAUGAGCUUUACAAGAGAAACAGAGGUUUGACUGGACUAAACUGGACUCAGGAAAUGGAUGACAGCAUCUAUGGCUUUAUUUUAAUCUACUGCUUUAUUUUAUACAAACAAUGAAACGUGGAC
Molecule: messenger RNA, 939 nt
Organism: Myxocyprinus asiaticus (Chinese sucker)
Lineage: Eukaryota; Metazoa; Chordata; Actinopteri; Cypriniformes; Catostomidae
Gene: ndufaf1
Product: NADH:ubiquinone oxidoreductase complex assembly factor 1
Exons: 4
Coding region: 1-930 (309 amino acids)
Biological process (GO): mitochondrial respiratory chain complex I assembly; mitochondrial electron transport, NADH to ubiquinone
Cellular component (GO): mitochondrion
Source: RefSeq, a predicted model, not a curated record